Chaetomium globosum CBS 148.51 is the source of this 1086-nucleotide messenger RNA. RefSeq lists its product as uncharacterized. The transcript is spliced from 2 exons. NCBI's taxonomy places the organism in Eukaryota, Fungi, Ascomycota, Sordariomycetes, Sordariales, Chaetomiaceae. Bases 1 to 1086 code for a protein of 361 amino acids. The record is from RefSeq and is a predicted model, not a curated record. Gene Ontology annotation, cellular component: mitochondrion.
AUGCUCUCGCAACGUGUUGUACGCGCCGUUGCGACCGCCCGGCAAGCGCCCACAAUAAGGGCCUUGUCAACAACAGCUGCAAUCCGGAGCGACCGCCUGCCAGCACUGGGUGACAUCCAGCCGGACCAGCACGAGACAUUCAACAGCCGGCAGAAGACGUUCCGCUCGCAGCUUGUGGAGGCACAGAAACAGCGGGAAGCCAGUGGGUUUGCCUCAUCUUCCUCUUCAUCUUCUAGCGCCCCCUCCUCUUCCUCGGCCCAGGGCCUUGGAUCGCUGAGCACUGCCACGACCGGUACAGGGACUUCGAAGCACGCUGCUGAACAACAGCCAUCCCCGCGCAAGGCGGGUCCCCUAACCAACCUUAUCUACGGCACCAAGGAGGGCCGCGAGCUAGACGCUCAAAUCGAGGCCAGCUUCAGCCAAGUGCUUGCCCGCGGCAAGUACGUACACUCGAUCGAAUUCCACGAUGUGAAGCCCGAGCACGUCGAGGAGUACGUUGCUCUCGUUGGAAAGUGGUACCCACGCGUUGCCGGUUCAGCCGAGAAUAAAGUUCACCUUGUGGGAAGUUGGAGGACCGAGGUGGGCGAUUGCGACACAUUUGUCCACAUUUGGGAAUACCAGCGCUACCAGGGCUUCCACGCCUCGCUGAACAGCAUCUCUCACCACAAGGAGUUCCCCGACUUCGACCGGAAACUACGCAGCCUAAUCCGCGGAAAACGCACCUCGCUCAUGCAGGAGUUCAGCUUCUGGCCGACGACACCCCCGCGCCAGCUGGGCGGGCUAUUCGAACUGCGCUCGUACACACUGCACCCGGGCAAUCUGCUCGAGUGGGAGACGCACUGGCGGCGCGGCCUCAAAGCCCGCCGCGAGGUGAUGGAGGGCGUGGGUGCGUGGUUCGUUCAGAUCGGCGACCUCAACACUGUCCACCAUCUAUGGCAGUUUGCCGAUCUCGAGGAGCGCAAGAUCCGCCGUGAGAAGAGCUGGGGCAUAGAAGGCUGGGCUGAGACGGUGCACAAGACGGUUCCGCUGAUCCAGGAGAUGAAGAGCCGGAUCCUGGUUCCCAUGCCGUGGUCGCCCGUGGCUUAA